Molecule: messenger RNA, 1914 nt
Organism: Patella vulgata (common limpet)
Lineage: Eukaryota; Metazoa; Mollusca; Gastropoda; Patellidae
Product: ATPase WRNIP1
Exons: 8
Coding region: 19-1857 (612 amino acids)
Biological process (GO): regulation of DNA repair; DNA-templated DNA replication; DNA repair
Cellular component (GO): nucleus
Molecular function (GO): single-stranded DNA helicase activity; DNA binding; enzyme activator activity
Source: RefSeq, a predicted model, not a curated record
ACGAAGUUAAAAAGAAAGAUGGAGUCAAGAGAAAGCAAAACUUCAGAAUGUCCGAUUUGUGGUCGAUCGUUCGAUAUAUCGACAAUAAAUCAACAUGUCAACGAUUGUUUGAAUGACGGUGAUGAUGCCUGUGUUAUUACUCAACCGAACAAAAAACGAAAAUCCACUGAAAUGAACCCAAAUGCAGCAUGGGGAUGUUUAAAAGCGAGCAGUAGCGCAGGGGAAAACGAAAGUAGAGUUAGCCCUGAAAAUGUCAAACGACAUAAAACUCUUCAGAAAAGUUCAACUCAAAGAAAACCAGCUUCUCCCAUUUUGGUAGAUGAAGACAGCAGCAGCAAUGAAUCAAAAGGAGAACUUCAAAAUCAAACUAAAACUUUUUUAUCCAACACAUCAAAUUUUCAAAAUCGACAAAAAACAUUCUUUUCAACUUCAAACAAAUCUGAUGACAAUAAUGUUUCAUCUCAUCCAUCUAAAUCACAAAAUCCAUUUUUCCAAAAGAAAACUAACUCCUCUGUUAAAUCUGCUAAAAGUGAGUUUUCUCCCCUGGCAGAACAAAUGCGACCAUUAACGCUGGAAAAUUAUGUUGGUCAAGAUAAGGCUGUAGGAGAGAAAAGUCUGUUGCAUUCAUUGUUACGAAGUGAUCAUAUUCCAUCUAUGAUAUUAUGGGGACCACCUGGUUGUGGAAAGACAACCCUGGCUCGUAUCAUAGCAGCAAGAUGUAAAAAUGAAGGAAGUGCUAAAUUUGUUCAACUUUCAGCUACAACUUCUGGUGUCAAUGAUGUUAAAGAAGUCAUCAAAGUGGCCAAAAACGACCAGAAAUUGUUGAGACGAAAGACUAUGUUAUUUUUAGAUGAAAUUCACAGAUUUAAUAAAUCUCAACAGGAUACAUUACUACCUCAUGUUGAAGAUGGUACAAUUAAUCUGAUUGGUGCAACAACAGAAAAUCCAUCGUUUCAAGUAAAUAGUGCUUUACUCAGUAGAUGUCGUGUUAUAGUUUUAGAAAAGCUUUCAGCAGACGCCUUAAAGAUGAUUAUAACCAGAGCUUUAUCAGAACUAGGAGCAAAGAUAUAUGAAACGCCAGACGAUAUUGAAAAUAAUACAGCUAGUAAUAGUUUAGAGCCAGUUGUAUGGGUAGAGGAGCAAGCUAUCGGUGUAUUAGCUAAUCUCUGUGAUGGUGAUGCAAGAGCAGCUUUAAAUAGUUUACAAAUGGCCGUUGAAUCCAGAAUUGCUGCUCUUAAAAAUUCUUCCUCCAAACAAAAAAAUACACAGAAAAACGGUUUUGACAAUGUUGCUAUGGUAACCACAGAGCAUAUUAAAGAUGGUUUACAAAGAUCUCAUGUUCUUUAUGACAAAACUGGUGAAGAACAUUAUAACAUUGUCUCAGCUUUACAUAAAUCUAUUCGUGGAUCAGAUGCUAGUGCCUCCCUCUACUGGUUGGCGAGGAUGUUAGAAGGAGGGGAGAAUCCACUUUAUGUAUCUAGACGUUUAGUCAGAUGUGCCAGUGAAGAUAUAGGUUUAGCCGAUCCUUUAGCUUUAAAUCAAGCUGUUGCAGCUUAUCAAGCUUGUCAUUUAAUUGGAAUGCCAGAAUGUGAGGUUAUUUUGGCUCAGUGUGUCGUAUAUAUGGCUAGAGCACCUAAAUCAGUAGAAAUCUACGAAGCCUAUAAUAAAGCUAAGAGAAAGAUUAAAGAACAUGAUGGUCCUCUACCUGGUGUGCCUUUACAUCUACGCAAUGCUCCAACAAAAUUAAUGAAAAAUUUAGGUUAUGGUAAAGGCUAUAAAUAUAAUCCAGCAUUUAAAAACCCUGUAGAGCAAGACUAUUUUCCUGAAGAAUUAAUUGGAACAGAUUUCUUUAAAUGAACAUUUCUGUACUAUUUUUGAUCAGGAAUAAUAAAGAAUGUUUUUUAAGAUUGUUAA